This is a messenger RNA of Leptonychotes weddellii (Weddell seal), 2401 nucleotides long. The record is from RefSeq and is a predicted model, not a curated record. Lineage: Eukaryota; Metazoa; Chordata; Mammalia; Carnivora; Phocidae.
CAGUAUUCUGAAAGGUUAAGAUUUCAAAAUGUAAUCAAUACAGAAGAUUAUUAGUGGGCUAUUUUACAUUCUGUUUUUUUAUUCAGAGUCUUUGAAAUCUAAUGUGUAUCUUAACACUUCCAGCACAUCUCAGUUCAAGCUACCACACUAGACAGUCAGUCCUAAGACCUUACCAGCUGCAAGUGUCAGCUAUUGCGGUUACUGUUGUCCUCUUAUCAUGUGUCUGAGUUGUGGAUGGCCGUAUCUCAUGUCUCUUGUCUUUGUGAAUGUUUCUGGAGCCUUCCAGGAGAGGGGUGGGAGAGCAGUCCUGAGCUCCCAGCCCCCCGCACCCCCAUCCCAGAGAGGUUUCCCGGGCAGGUUUUGCUGGGAGCCCUGACCCCAUCCUGUGUCUCUGGCCCUUGUCCUCAUAGCUUCUGUGCCCUGCCCACCCCUCUCCCCCACCCAGGAGCCAGGCCCACUGUCCCUUGCCCUGUCCCCUGCAGGCGGCCAGAAUGGAGCUGUGGCCGGGGGUAUGGACCGCGCUGCUGCUCCUCCUCCUUCUGCUGCCCCUCCUGCUGCCCGCCCUGUGGUUCUGCAGCCCCAGUGCCAAAUACUUCUUCAAGAUGGCCUUCUACAAUGGCUGGAUCCUCUUCCUGGCUGUGCUCGCCAUCCCUGUGUGUGCCGUGCGAGGGCGAAACGUCGAGAACAUGAAGAUCUUGCGCUUGAUGCUGCUGCACAUCAAAUACCUGUAUGGGAUCCGAGUGGAGGUGCGCGGGGCUCACCACUUCCCUCCCUCCCAGCCCUACGUCGUGGUCUCCAACCACCAGAGUUCACUGGACCUGCUUGGGAUGAUGGAGGUACUGCCAGGCCGCUGUGUGCCCAUUGCCAAGCGUGAGCUGCUGUGGGCUGGCUCUGCUGGGCUGGCGUGCUGGCUGGCAGGAGUCAUCUUCAUCGACCGGAAGCGCACAGGGGAUGCCAUCAGUGUCAUGUCUGAAGUCGCCCAGACCCUGCUCACCCAGGACGUGCGGGUCUGGGUUUUUCCUGAGGGCACGAGAAACCACAAUGGCUCCAUGCUGCCCUUCAAACGUGGCGCCUUCCACCUUGCAGUGCAAGCCCAGGUUCCCAUUGUCCCCAUAGUCAUGUCCUCCUAUCAAGACUUCUAUUGCAAGAAGGAGCGCCGCUUCACUUCCGGGCGAUGUCAGGUACGGGUGCUGCCCCCCGUGCCCACAGAAGGGCUGACACCAGAUGACGUCCCAGCUCUGGCUGACAGAGUCCGACACUCCAUGCUCACCGUUUUCCGGGAAAUCUCCACUGAUGGCCGGGGCGGUGGUGACUAUCUGAAGAAGUCUGGAGGGGUGGGCGAGGCCCGGCUCUGAACUCCCCUCCCAUCUACCCCCACCUUCCUCCCACACCUACCCGCCCAGUGCGCCCUGAUCCUCUUCCUUGUUUCUCCUCUCCCCACUGUUCUCCUCUUGGGAAUCUUCAACUUCUGAAGUGAAUGUGGAUACAGCACCGCUCCUUGCCCCCUCCCAGCUCUCCCCCACGGACUCUCUUGCCUCGGUGCAGUCUCCACUCUGACCCCACCCACCUCCUGUGCCAUCUUGUCUGUGGGACGGUUACCUCCCCCCUCAUCUCCAGUGGCUCACCUACACGAGGGUGGGAACACGCCAUCCUUUCCCCAGUGGACCCUCUUCCUUUGUGAUCUUCUCUCCCUCUCCACCCCACAUUGGCCAGUGGACUCAUCCAUUCUGUGGAACAAUACCCUCCCACAAGUCCAUGGAUUCAGUGGACUUAUCCAUUUGUGAGAACUCCUCACACUGUGGCUGGAAGUGAUGCCUGGAACAUUCCUGGCUUAUCCUGGGAACACUCUUCAGCACCCUCACACUCCCUCCCAUGGAGCCUGUCAGUGGAGGCUGGACUCUUCUCACUCAGAGGUCUGUCUCAUCCUGCCCAUACCCAGGUGCCCAGGGGUGAGCAUACUCCUAGAUGCCAGUUUGGUCUCCACAUUUCUGCUUCCCCCUGUCCCUGUGGUACAGUUCUUCAGUGGUCCUGGCCCCAAUCCAGCCCCCUGCAGCCCUGCUGUACCAUUCUAACCACACACAAGGGAAGAGGCAGACAUCAGGUGCUGCACUCACUUCUGCUCCCUGGGGAAUUGGGGAAAGGAACUGAACCCUGGCUGGACGGAUGGGAGGGCUUUUAAUUUAUUUCUCUUUCUUUUGAGGCUUCCCCUCUCUGAGCCAGUUUUCAUUUCCUCCCUGUGGCAUUAACCACUCCUGCCUCCCACCCCAGACCUGUGCCCACAAACUGGGGAGAUGGGCUGGGAGCAAAAGGAGAGGGCAGGACCCAGUUUUGCGUGGUUGGUUUUUAUUAAUUAUCUGGAUAACAGCAAGAAACCGAGAAUAAAGACAGAGAGAGAGAGAGA